Molecule: messenger RNA, 1273 nt
Organism: Exaiptasia diaphana
Lineage: Eukaryota; Metazoa; Cnidaria; Anthozoa; Actiniaria; Aiptasiidae
Product: putative peptidyl-tRNA hydrolase PTRHD1
Exons: 3
Coding region: 275-640 (121 amino acids)
Molecular function (GO): peptidyl-tRNA hydrolase activity
Source: RefSeq, a predicted model, not a curated record
UCUGAAAUAUACUUAGAGUUUAGCACACAAGCUGCUUAUUUUACUUCCAAAUAGAUGUAUAUUCUGAUAUAUUAGUCUUAUCUUUGUCCUUUCCAAYCAUAGUACUAAAUUUAUACUUGAUACAGGAUAAAAAGAUUACUGUUUCAUAAGUUAAUUUUGUGAUUGGCCACUGAAAUAACACCACUAUAGCAUUCAGAAACGUACCUGAUAACAAGAUAAUAGUCAACAUAUCUUUAUGUAAAGAAUCAUUCCUGUCAGUAAUAGCUUCAACAAGAUGUCGGGUAGUAACAAGCUGGUUCAAUAUGUUGUUGUCCGUGGAGACUUAACAAAAGUACUGCAAUGGCCUACAGGUGCACUAAUUGCUCAAGCAUGUCAUGCAUGUACAGCCGUAACAUGGCAAUACAAGGAUGAUGUGAAUACCAAAGACUACACCAAAGACAUCGAUAACAUGCAUAAAGUAGUGCUUGAGGCCAAAGAUGAAGAGCAACUCAAAUCCAUUUCAAAUGCUUUAACUCAAGAUAAAGUGGAUCACAAACUAUGGAUUGAGCAGCCAGAAAAUUAUCCAACCUGCCUUGUUACCAAACCAUAUGCCAAAGAACAAAUACAGAAAUACUUCAAAAAAUUAAAAUUGUUUAAAUAAAGCUUUCCAUAGUAUGGUGGGAAUAUGAUGUUAUUGUCUAUCUCGAAAUGUGCUUCAAAUUUCUACUCUGCAAUAGUACAAUGCCACUCCAGCUGCAAUACUUUGUACAUUAUUUACAAAUCAAUUAUGAAAUUUGUCUCACUACUGUACACUAUAUAUAUAGUACAGUACCGACCAAACUAUCUUAAUGCUUACAUGUGAUAUUAUUGUGCUAGCCUAAGUUUUAUUUUGCAUUAUAUCGAUGUGUAGUUUUUUAAGAGUCUGGAAGAGUUAUCCAAAUCAGAGACAACAUUAGGGCCAUAGACAGGGUGGAGCAUUGUCUGACUUAUCCAUCUCCAUUUGUUUAUGGUAUUGCAGGGUUUUCCAGAAAAGCCCAAAAUCUCUGAUAAAUUCUACUGUUUCUUGACCAAGAUUUGACCUCAGGCCCCCACUUAUAAUAUUUUUCAGGUAUCGAAAACAAUAUUUACAGCUAAGAACAACCCAAUCAGGUUAAAAGCUUAUCAAUUAAAUCAAUGUCCACUUGACCUUCAAGCACCUAUUUAACUUUAAUAUUGUUUUAUAGGAUAAUGAUUAAUCAUGUUGAUGAUAAUUCAGCUGGAACCUAUCAUCAUCAUCAUCAUCAAUUCUUUAAUA